AUGUCAUCAUCACGAGCGCCCCUUAUGGAGACUUCGGACAACAACGCGACUUCCUCUCCCGCGCCGCGCCGGUCGGGACGCGCCAGGGCUGCCCCCCAGAAAUUCAGCCCAGAACCGCACUCCUCUCAGAACGACCACUCGUCGUCAAAACGCAAGCGAGAUCUUGACAACGACGACGAAGAGGACGCCGAGAAUGAAGAGCCCACUGUCGACCCUGCAGAGGAAGAACCAGAACAGAUGAGCCACGAGUUGAGCGAUGACGACGCCGACGCCUACGCCGACGCCAACGAUGCUGACGACGAACCUGCGCCGCGAACCAAUAAAUCCAGAUCAAGCCAGAAGUCGCGUUCCAGAAAGCCAGCAGCCAAGCGGACCAAGGUCAAUGGCAACGCGCCAACAAUUACCGCCGCGUCUGCUUCAAGUGCGCCGGCCUUGAAGCUGCCAAACAGACCCAAGAAAACCGUUAGACUGGCUGUCGCAAGACGCGACGGCGACGGCGACGAUCUUUACUCCGAGGUGUUUGGCUCCGGCGAUUCCUCUGAUGAUGUCGCCUCACAUUGGUUUCGGCGAUACCAGACCGACGAUGCGAAGGCCUUGACUGAGCUCAUCAACUGCGUUCUUUUUGCGGCUGGGUGCGGACAACACCUUACAAAUGAUGAUAUACGAGAUCCGGAGAACUCGGCAAACAAGCUCACAGAGCUGGAAGAGGCCUAUGAGCAGACUAGUGUUUCCGACUAUCCUCUCAUCUCAAGAGCCAAGGGCAGCAAGAACUUCCGCGAGCUCCUUGUCGGAUUCUUCGACUCCCUUGUCAGUUUACUGCACCAGACCGAUGUCCUAUACAACGACGAAGAGCUUCUCGAUAAUGUCCAACGAUGGGUCGGCAUCAUGUCUUCUUCGUCGUUAAGGCCCUUCCGUCAUACAGCAACGACCGUCGGGCUGUCCAUGCUCACCUCGUUGAUAGAAGUGACGAAGCUGCUCGACGAGCGAAUCACCAAAUCAAAUCAGGCGCUCCAGGCCGAAUCCAACCGCAGAGGCAAGAACAAGAACCUCGUCGACAACACACGAAGGGCGCUUGAGGUUGCACAGGGGAAUCGAGAUUUCAUCGACGGCAAAGUCAAGGACUUGUUCGACAUCGUCUUCGUUCACCGAUACCGUGACAUCGACCCAAAGAUUCGCGCCGAGUGUGUUGAGGCCCUCGGCACCUGGGUCUGCACCCUGCCAACCGUGUACAUGUCACCCGAGUACCUACGAUAUCUUGGAUGGCUGCUAUCUGAUGUCAACGUCGCUACGCGUCAAGAGGUUCUGAAGCAACUAGCAAGAGUUCUGAAACGAGAUGCAGAGAAGUUGGCUCAUUUCAUUGACCGAUUUCGGCCUCGCCUCGUUGAAAUGGCCACUAAGGACUCCGAGAUCACUGUACGCGUCGCGGCGAUUGCAGUCGUAGACAUUCUUCGAGCCUCUGGUAUGUUGGAGCCCGAAGAGGUCGAUUCCGUCAGCAAACUACUAUUUGAUUCGGAGAUCAGGGUCCGCAAGGCAGUCGUGAGUUUUUUCUCUGAGCUGGUACAAGAGUUCAUUGACAACAAGGUGGACGAAGUUGGUGGAAGCGAAGCGCUGGAAGAGGUCUUUGGGGUUGACGAAGAAGAAGAUGACUAUGACACGCCUCGGAAAGACUGGAUCAAUAUCAAAGCUCUGGCAGAGAACUUGGCGGUUUACGAUUCCCAACUGACAGACGAGCAAGACGAGCUGAAGCAUGGUUUGGACGUGGCGGCGGAUGUCGUCAACGCCAACAUACCAGACUCUCGGAUCGCACGGGCAGCUCAAGUCCUUUAUGAGAGGAUACCGGAACUCAACAAUUGGCAGGUUUUAGCCGGCUAUCUUCUAUUCGAUCACACAACCAGCUCAAAGUCCAAAUCGAAGUCGAAGACGAAUUCGAUCGAGGCUGCCAUGCGGAAGGCCGUUGCCCCUGAACCUCGGGAGGAGGCUAUCUUACUUGACGUCCUUGCUACGGCGGUGAAGGAAAGCCUUACUCUAUCGGCGGAGCAUGACAAGAGCAGAAGAAGAAAUGCCAGGGCCGAACUCGAAGCACAGGAAGACGCAGGAAUGCAGUUGGCUAGCCUCAUUCCUCGACUGUUGAAUAAGUUUGCCUCUGAUCCAGCAAUGGCUGCCACCGUACUCCGCCUGGAACACUUCCUAGAUCUAGAGGUGUUCCAACAACUUCGGCAGAACUCGGCGACAUACGAUAAGCUCUUGGACGAGAUCACAACCCAAUUCAAUCGGCAUGUCGAUCAGGGACUUCUUAAUGAGGCGACGGCAUCUUUCAUUCAUGCGAGACAGUACGAAGAGCUAGAGGAACUUGUUGACAACAAAAUCGCUGUGCUCUGGGACAACUCGAUCAACGCAUUACGGAGUCUUGACAAGAUCUGUGAGCUUUCGGUUCGAGGCAAUCUGGAAGACCGAGCGGCGCUCACCGACCUUGCCAAUACCCUCAUGAAAAUCAGCAAGCUAGGGAGUGUCUCUGACUGUGUGGAGAUCCUUGAAACUUCUGGAACGUCUAUCGAUUCUGACCAACCUGCCAUCAAGAUCCUUACCGGUAUCGUACAUCGCGGCCGCCUGGAGGAGCCAAACGACGAGCUCGACGACCCAGAGGAUGAAGUUGUCGCUUUCGCCAUCAAGUGUUGUCAGUUCUACUUCAUGUGGAAAGUACACAGGUUGCGGAACGCCAUCGGAAAUGGUGAAGAGAUACCCAAUGAUGACCUUGAUCAACUGGUCGUAUUGCGCAAAGAGUUCAUCACCAAUUUAAUCCACACAUUCUCGUCGAGGGGCUUUAACGAUGAUUUACGACUCUUUGCCGUCGGAAGUGCUUGCGAUAUAUGCGCAUUAUUCGUCUUCCUGCGACCUGUGAUCGACGCACCUGAUGCCUCAAAGUAUGGGAAGCUACGUCCUCUGCUCGAGCAAAUGCCCCCUGAUCUGACUAUACGGGAGAUAAUACCCAUCUUCGACGCCGCAGAGCGUGCAUAUGCGAAGCGGACGAACAAGACUCUUAACGACCCAACAGACGAUGAAGAUCCGCUGGACGAUGAGCUGCCACCCGAGGACGAUGAAGAUGAAGAUCUGACAGAGCAAGAACAAGUCGCUGCGGAGCUCAAAGCCGAGAAGAUUCUCUGCGAACUCACUGGGAAACUUGUCCUAGCCGUUCUAGCCAAGAUGAUAGAUCACAGCGGUCCCCACGCAGGCAAGCUCCGCAAACGACUCGUACGGAACAAAACGAAGCUCGGGGUUUAUUUCAAGGAGGUCGUGUCUUACCUCGACGAAGACUACCUGCGAGAGCUGCGAGGCGGGAAGAAGAAGGCUCUACCAAGAAGUAGGGCUAAGGAGCCUGCGAAGCCCGCGAUUAGCGCGGAGCUCAUGAUCGAUGAUGAUGACAGCAGCGAGCUGCCAGAGAUUGACGACCCCUUCGAAGACAACGAGCCAGAAGAAGGCACCGUGGAUGAUCUGCGGCAGCGCGAACUGCUCGAAGACCCAAUCGAAGAUGAUGAGGAGGAGCGUCCCGUGGGUAACCAGAUGGAAGAGGACGACGAUGUCAUUGGCGACUAA
Messenger RNA from Anthostomella pinea, 3591 nucleotides. The record is from the annotation of a GenBank genome assembly. Lineage: Eukaryota; Fungi; Ascomycota; Sordariomycetes; Xylariales; Xylariaceae.